CAAACAAUGAAAUCCGCGUUCAUUAUCGUUGUGGAAGUAUAUGACGUGCUGCUGAGCUUGGUGACCCUUUGAUAUUUAGCAUAAAAAAUAAUCAAACGUGAACUCUUUUACACAUAGCAACGCGUCCCUCCUUUCAAUUGUGCCUUUUUUUACAGCCAUGGCCACAGCAUCAAAUCCUGAAGCAUACAAACCAGAGCGUCUUGCAAAACCUACGACAAUCUCUCCCGGAGAGCUACUUUUUGUCAGAGUUAAAAACUGGCCUUGGUGGCCUGCUAUUAUCGUUGCCGACGAUGAAGUCACACCCGAUGUUGUUAAAAGUCUUGCAAAACCUAACGAGAACCCAACUAGCGAACAAUACUACAUUCUCUUCCUUCAUUCAUUUGAUUUCGGCCGUGUUCCGAUCGAAAAAAUACGGGUAUUCGAUCAUUCACAGGCCCAAGCAGCGCUUAGUAACACUUUGAUUAAAAGAUUGGAUCUGCGAGCAGCACUGCGUCUGGCGUUGGAUCCAGAGCAUGCUCUAUCCCUACACCGCCCGUUUAUCGACAAGGAGAUGGAGCGUGAUUGUGGAACGAUAUCGCAAAUGGAAUUUGAUGCUUGGGACAAUAAGCAAAAGAAAGUAAGAAGAAAACGGGCAGCAGUCGAGAGAACACUUUUGGCCCAAUUGAUGGAGAUGCCGUCUACCGACUCUGAAAAACAACAACCAUCGACAAAGACACUGCCGGCACAAAAGACAAAUCAGGCCCCAAAAGAAGAAACACAAGGGCGAUCGGAAAACGAGACGCAGCAUAAAGGAGAUCAAGAUGAGGAACAAGCGAAAGGACGCGGAAAACGACAUGUAAUGAACAAAACGGUCGAAGCCAGCAGCAGCAGCACCACCGGACAACUAAAACAGCAACCAGCGCGAAGCACAAGGCGGAAACAAGUCAUAAAGCAUGAAGGCGAAACUGUUGUCGAGCAGCCGCAAUCUGUAAAACAAGAAAAAGCAGAAGAAGUCGAGGUAACCGUCGACGACUCACCAGCACCCGCAGAAACGCAGCAACCGGUCGAAGAAUCACAGCAAUCCACACGAACCGAUCCGCCAUCUCAAACAACAGCUGAGGAGUCGCAGGAAAGCCUUAAACCUGGGCUGACUGAACAACCGCAGCCAACAUCUAUCCAGUCACAGAAACUUGUUGAUGAAGAAGCAGCACAGCUUCUUCCAGCCGAUCAUGUCAAAUCUCCACCAGUCACUACUACUAUUGCUACUGAGCAACCCAUCCAAAACGAGGAACAACGACAACACAUGCAGCAUCAGGCAUCGGCAUCGGAAAGUCUUCCUCAAGAGUCAGUUCAUCAACAACCACUCCAAGAACAACAGCAAAACAUGGAACGAAGGAGUCGGCGGAAAUCCUUGAGUCCAGAGAAAUCAGAGAGCUCCCAACGACCACAGGAACAGCGACGAGGCACGCCUUCCAUCGGUGCUACUAAGCGUGAAGCCGAAGAACCACACGAUGACGCCGAGAAGCCUCAGAAAAAGCGAGUGCGACGUACUACCAACGAUAACGAUGAUGAUGAUGAUGUACAGAUGCAGCAAGCAGACACCCCACAACAAGAGCAACAAGAGCCUGGACGAGGACAAUCCCCAACUGAUGUGGCCGUAGUACCUUUAUCACCUGGCGCUCGGGUGCCCGCUGCAGAAUUGAAUCGUCAUCUACUGGAACUUCCGAAAGACGACUCCAGAGUGACCAUCAAUAACAACGACGACAACGUCAACAACGACCAAGUUAUCGAAGAAAAACCAGAAGCCAUGCAAGUUGAUGAAGAGAUCCAGACUCCUGUACCAACAGCUACCACGACUACAAGCGAAAACGUUGUAGCAGUAAUAGAAUCGCCACCACAACAAGUUGCUGAAGUGAUAGAAGAAACUGGGAUAGCGACGACGAUGAUUACAGCAGCGACACCAACAAACGAGCAGCAACAACAACAAUCUGUCCUUGUUCCCAACGGUAGCGAUGACACUGCUGCUUAUACUACCAGUCAUGCUGAUGAGCGGCUGACAGAGGAACGGCAGUUCAAGCGUGCCAUCAUCAUAAAGUACCGGCUACAAACACUGAUUGAGAGACAUCGUCCGGGCAAGUGGCCAGUAAAGGAUAAUCGAUUAAUGAGAGUGGCGAUCAAUGACAUUCGCAAAGCUCAACUGUCCAAGAACACUGUACAGCUCCUGCACCUGCGGCACUGGGUAUCGUUGGCAUCCAAAUAUACAUUCUCAAAGGAAAAGGAUAUUGUGUUUGACUACAAGGCCGAACUAGCCAGUAUUUUGGAUAGCUGGGAUCCAUAAAAACCCAUUUUUAUGUACUUUUUGAAUAAUAAUAAUAAUAAUAACGAUCCCACAGUCAGCAUCACCAUGCAUCCACCCCAUUCAUCAUCUCCUUUUUUACAAACGUAUGGAUCACUGCUACUAGACUGUAGGGCGUGCAAUUGAUAUCAAGUGCCAUGGGAAUAAUUUACAUAGCGGCGUAAAUAUACCAUAUCUGGGGGGGUGUGGGUUGUUUGGAUAGCUUAAAAACUUGA
This is a messenger RNA of Zychaea mexicana, 2550 nucleotides long. RefSeq lists its product as uncharacterized. The transcript is spliced from 6 exons. Lineage: Eukaryota; Fungi; Mucoromycota; Mucoromycetes; Mucorales; Lichtheimiaceae. The coding region runs from base 158 to 2317 and encodes 719 amino acids. The record is from RefSeq and is a predicted model, not a curated record.